Molecule: messenger RNA, 3581 nt
Organism: Condylostylus longicornis
Lineage: Eukaryota; Metazoa; Arthropoda; Insecta; Diptera; Dolichopodidae
Product: beta-3 adrenergic receptor
Exons: 10
Coding region: 678-2723 (681 amino acids)
Biological process (GO): neuropeptide signaling pathway
Cellular component (GO): membrane
Molecular function (GO): corazonin receptor activity
Source: RefSeq, a predicted model, not a curated record
AUGAAUGAAUUUAUUUUUUAUCUGUGAUUUAUAAAAAGUGAGAAAACGCAAAAAAAAAAUUAAAUAAAAGAGAAAAUCAUUAAAAUAAAAUGUUAUUAUUCGAUUUGAUUUUGGGUUUUUAACCAGUUUAUUUAUAAUAAUUUCUUUGCAAAAAAAAAAAGAAAGCAGACAAGAGAGAGGAAGAAACGAAAUUUCGAAUUAAUCUCACUCUCAAAUUUAAUUUUUCCAUACAUAUAACUCUUAAAGAAAAACAAUUCAAUAAGCAUAAAAAAUAUUGAAAAAAAAUAUAUUGAAGUUAAAGUUAAAAAAACUUAUUUUUAAAUUCAAUUAACAGAGUACUGCCAAAGUAGUAAAAAUAUUUGUUUAUAUUGUUGUUCUUGUUUUCCAAAUUUAUUCUUUUUGUUUUAACGAAAUGAUUUACACUCUAUUGAUGGUAUUUUCUAAAAGAGAAUGCAUUAUUAUCACCACUUUCAAAAACAGCGAAAUCAACAACAUCAACAACAACAACAAGUACAGAAAAGUAAACAAUACCAGCAGCAUAAACAACAAGAGCCACCACAACAGUGUUAUUAUCGAAAACAAUUGCAGUAUCAGAACGAGAAUUAUUCGUAUAACAAUCGAAUAAAUCGGAUUAAAAUUUUUCAACUAAAGAAUAGUAUAUAUAAUAAGCGGUUUCAAUGUCGCUCGUAUUUUCCGGGGGAAGUUCAUUUGCAAUGGACUUAAAAUCCGGUACAUUGCUAGUACCGCCAGCUGUAAAAAAUUCUAGUUGUUCACAUCCUAGAUAUACAGGACACAGUUUUAUAUCACAAAUCGGAUUAGCUGAAACAAUUGAAGCAUUUUUAAUUUUUGUAUUAACAUUAGGUGUAAUUGGUGCUAAUAUAUUAGUUAUAUUUGUAAUAAAUAAUCGUAGAUAUUCACAAUAUAUACAUCAACAGCCGCGUUAUUUACUCACAUCGUUAGCUCUUAACGACCUUGCUAUUGGUCUUUUAAUAACACCAUUUGGUCUUAUACCAUCAUUAUUCCAUUGUUGGCCUUACGGUGAGAUAUUCUGCCAAAUUCAGGCUUUAUUACGUGGAGCCUUAUCACAACAGAGUGCUGUAAUAUUAGUAUGCAUGGCAGUCGAUAGAUACAUGUGUGCUCUUCAUCCGACUAGAUACCAUAUGCAUUCUAGUAAAAAGGGAUGUGUUGCAAUAUUAAGUUUAACAUGGGUUAUUAGUUUAACAGUUUUUGGUUGUUUAGUAUUACCAAAAGGAUAUUAUUUUAAUAAUACAGGCCUAAUGGCAUGUGAACCAUUUUAUUAUAAGCCGUCAUAUAGAAUAUUGGCUACAUGUGCACUAUAUUUUCCAACAACAAUGGUAUUAAUGUACUGUUAUGGUUCUAGUUUUCAUAUGAGUCGUUUUAGACUCAACGAUUUACCACCAUCAGCACAUCCAAUACAUCAAUUUCAUCAAUCAUUACAAUCAACACCAGUUGGUAGUUUACCAUCAACAAUACCAGUUUUAAUAGCAACAGCAAAUACAAUAACAAAAAAGGUGGUUCCUAUACAGGAAAGAACAUCAAAUGGGUCAACGUCCCGAUCCAUGGCAGCGAUAUCACUAGGAUUUAUUGUUAUGGUUACACCUUGGACAAUACAGGAAAUAGUAACCGCUUGUACUAAUUCUAAGCUUCCUCCCUUCUUAGAUUUUCUUGUAACAUGGACUGCAUUAAGCAAUAGUUUUUGGAAUCCAUUUUUAUAUUGGCUGUUAAAUGCACAAUUUAGGAGACUUAGUAGACAUUUAUGUUCCAAUAGGUUUUGUCCACAUACCGAAAGUCCAGAACAUAAAUCACAUUGUUGUAGUAUAAGUGCUGAUUGUGAUGCUAGUUCAUUACCGAUACCACCAGGACCACCAUCAUCAAGACCACCACAAAUAAUUGGUAUGGAAACAUCAUUAUCAAUUGGCCCACCAUUAUCAUUACAACGUCAUCAUCAUCAACAUCAUCAGCAUCAAAUUAUAAGACCAGAUAUUGAAGGACUAUCUGAAAAAUAUUGGGGUGAAAUACUUGAGCGAACCGUAAGUUCAAAUAGUUUACAUGCACUACAAAAAUCCUUUUCACAAUCUACCCAGCAUCUUAAUCAACAGCAACAUCAUCAUCAACAUCAUCAACAUUAUCAACAUCAUCCACAUCAUCAAAUAUAUCAGCAUCAACAUCAAUAUCAUCAACAGAAUCAUGAACAACAACAAUUAGAACAUCAACAACAUUUAUCAUCACAGCAACAUUUACAGCAACAACAGCAUCAUCAGCAACAACACCACCAGCAAUCAUUAUCACAACCGUCAUCAUUAGAUUUACAGCAGCAGCAGCAUCAUACAAAUAAAUUAACAAAAAUGAAUAGCGAUUUAAAUUUGACAAUACAUGAAAAUGGUGAUCAUCAUCGUAGUACAACACAAACAGCAAUGACAGACGAUGAAGAUGACAAUAAUGAGAUUAUUAGUAAAUUGCAUCCUUCUACAAGAAAAAUUAGUGCAUCUAUAGCAAAUUUAUCAACAACAACAACAACAGGAGGAACAACAAAUGCAAAUACAUCUAGUACUGAACAAAAAUUAUGCGAACAUAUCUAUCACGAUGUUAAUUGUGCUAAAACAAAAGCAGCAGCAGCAGCUGUUGCAUCAUCAAAUCGUACCAGUAGUGGUGUUACAUUUAAUGGUUGCCAUAAUGAGAAGAAAAAUUUACCAGAUAUAUAGUACGCCGAGGAUGUUAUCUUAGGGAAACAGAAACAAAAACAAAAAUUAAAAAUGAAGAGUUUUUCAAUUAAAUAAAGGACAAACAAUUUUUUUUUUUUUUUUGUAUUUUUAAUUUUUACUAUUUAAAUUUAAAGAAAUUGUUAAACUUUUUGAUUGAUUUAAGCUAUUAGAUAACAAGUUAUGUAGAUUUAUUAUUUUAAUAUGAAGUAAGUUGGAAUAUUGAAUUGCUUAAAUUAUCGCAUGUUUAUGUUACCAAAAGCAAUUUAUUUAAAUUUACAGGGAACCAACCCGAUUUAAUUCGUUAUGUGUCAUAACAUUAAGAAUUUGUUAAUAGUUUUACAUAAACUUUACAACUGUUCUAAUGUAUUCAAGGGUCCAAAGCAAUGGCUUCGACCAGAUUAACUAUUCGAAAGUUCUCUUAGUUUCUUAAUAACCUCAUAUAGCUUCUUAAUAUUUACCAAUCUAUGUGAGUAUUUCUCGCCUAAUUCGGUUUUUCUUCCUCGCUGGAACAAACAACUCAAAACGAUCAAUUAAAGUUGUAUUUCAUUCCACAUUAAUGUUUGUGUAUUCCGAAUAGUCCGAAUCUACUUCGACUUCCAGAAUACCAAGAUUACUUGAUGACCCCCAAAAUCACUAACCGAAAUAUUAAACGUGUCAAAUACAUAUUAAAAUAUAAAUUAAUUAAUUUAACAUAAUUUUUCACUUUAAAUACACAGUGUUUUUAAACUUGUGUACACACAUAAAAUUUCAAUUGUAAAUAUUCUGCUUUUAAAAUACUUUUAAUUAAAUAUUUAUUUUUUUUUUUGAGAAAAAGAAAACAUAAAAAACAAAUUGUACAGGAAAAAAAAUUUACAAAUU